CGCGGAUCUUAGCAUCUUCUCCUUACGCAGCAAUGACAAAUGGCUUACUGGGAACUGGUGUUUUUCCCCCGAUACUGAUGAAAUCCCAGAGAUUUCGCGAGAUUUUACACUCACAUGCGGUUGCUUUUAUAAUACGUUUAUGUGACUACCAUGAACAUUAGCGACUACCUGUACAGCUGUGGUCCCAGCCAAAAGGUAAAGGAUAGAUGUUAAAAUUGUGAACGGUAGCUCCGAUAACCGCUAUUAGCCACUAACAGAAAAGCGUGUGACUGCCUAGCCUCCUCUGUAGCCUGUAGUCUGCUGCAGUGAAGAAGAGGCUCUGCUAGGUCAAAUGAGUGUUGUUGAUUACCGCCUUCACAGCAUUCACUGCCAGGUGUUGCUCUUCACUCAUUGACAGUCUUUGAAUGUCUGGAGGGAUGUCCAAGAAAAGGGGCAGAAAGCGUAGCAGUGGGGAACUGAGUGACACAAUAGAUCCUAACAGCAUUCUGGGACUACGUAUUCAACAUAACUGGCGUGAGAAAGGAAACCAAAGCAAAUGGAAGGGAACAGUACUUGAAAGACUAAGUGUAAACCCAUCUCUUUACAUGGUUAAGUAUGACGGCUUUGACUGUGUCUAUGGUAUAGAGCUGUUCAGAGAUGAACGUGUGUCCAACCUACAAGUGUUAUCUGAAAAAGUCGUAAAUAAUAAGCUCAAGAUCCCUCCUGGAGCAGAGGAGCUCGUGGGAAAGGCUGUGGAGCAUCUGUUUGAGAAGGAGGAUGGAGAGAAGAAUGAAUGGAGAGGAAUGGUCCUCUCCAGAGCUCCAGUAAUGACCCACUGGUAUUAUAUAACAUAUGAAAAGGACCCAGUCCUUUAUAUGUACCAGCUGUGGGAUGACUAUGCUGACGGAGACCUUAGGAUACUGCCUGAAGCAGAAAACAAGCACUUGUUGCCCCCAGAUAGAAAGCCAGGAGAGGAGACAGAGAGCCUGGUCGGAAAACAAGUGGAGUAUGUCACCGAUAAGGGCUUGAAAAGAACUGGUCUGGUAAUCUACCAGGUCCCAGCCAAACCCUCUGUGUACUACAUAAAAUAUGAUGAUGACUUUCAUAUUCACGUUUAUGACUUAGUUAAAACCACUUAGAAACAAAAUUCUCAUUGUCAUUUUGAAAGCCAUUUCAGGUUUAAAGGUUAACCAUUGCCGUUCGGAGGAAAGUGCAAUAUUAUUUUUUAAUAUAGUAGUAUUGUUGAACUACUUUAAGCUUUGAGAAAGUGACUUUCUUUUGCCAUUGCUGCUUUAGUUUUAGAUUUAUACUUUAUAUUUGGGCAGUUUGUGGUAACACCUCCAAAGAGCUAUAUAAUGCUUUAUAUUAUCCAUAAUACCCCAAAAAACGAUGGUAUAACAGGAUAGCUACAGUUUACUACAGUUUAAUUGAUGGAAUGCCCUCAUUCAAAAAAAUUCUUUAUGGUGAAAUCGGUGUGUAUAUUUGUUGUAUGACCAAAACAAGGCACUUUCUGGGAAUUAUGGAAGCACACACAAUAGCAUGCUGCCUCUGGUCUCAAACAGGCCAGAGGGUUGUAAGGAUUAAGAUUUGUUUUCUGCAUUUUACUAUGAGCCAAAACAUAUUUCUUCUUUUUUAUUUCUUUAAGGAUUCCUGCAAGCACUGCAUUUUAUCAUAUUCUGCACACUCAUGCCAUAAAUCCCAUAGGUGAGGCCUCAUGAAACUUCAUGAAUAUUUUGGGGCGUUUCAUUCAAAUAAUACUGGGUUUUAUCCGCCACAUUUAUCACCAGCUACUCAUGCAUACCACAGGAUCAGAAAGUUAAUAAACAUUAAAAACACGCCCCCUGCGCUGUACACACAGAUAUACACCAAAAUAUACACCCACUUCACUGCAAUCUUAGUAAAUGAGGGCCACUGUACUUUGGCAAGGAAACAUUUAUUCUAAUGAAUUAAGUGCCUUGAAGCUUGUAGUUUUGCACCCAAGUAUUUUUUUGUCUAUGUUGCUACCUGUUCUUUGUUUAGCACAACUUUACAUCAAAACUGGAGGUUCUUAAACAAUAGGCCCAUGUGUUUGUGUGCUAAACAAUAUGACCUGAAAUGGUUAUUUGCUACUUGAAUGAUUAAUCAGCUUGAAUGCACAACAAAUACGUGUAGCAGUCUACUCUAAAGUUGUAGUAAUUUGUAUGAUAGGCAGUACUAUUUUUGCUGUGUUGAAAAUGUUCAUUUAUAAUGUCAUAACAGCAAUAGCUUUUUGAAAGUGAGGCUGUAUUUAUCUGAAUACAUGACAUGUAUUAUAACUGGUGAAAUGGUGAAAAUAUUGCAAUUACUCCAAGACAUAGACUAAAUAGCUUAUUUAUUAAUGACAGUAAUCUUUGUGUUCCACUUUUUGGCUUUGCUUCUAUUUAGUUGUAACCCUCACGCUGCAAAUUUAUUUUCUCGCCUGGCGAGAAAAUGCAUUUUUGGGUCUGACUGACCCACCCCAAGAGAGCAGGAAGGAACAAAAAGUUUUCUUUGGGUCUAUGUGACCCCCAGGAGAACGCGAGGGUUACAAAUAAGCCUGCAUGCACCAUCUUAUAUGACAAACUUGUUAGUUCAUGGUGUAUGGUGGGCUCAGAGUACUCAGUCACACUUAUGUAAAUUCACAUUAAUGUUCAAUACAUUAUUACAGCUAUAGUGCCGCAAUGUCAAGGACUAGUUUUGACUUUGUGAGGUACACUUAUCACUCAUGUUGCAUCAUCAAUCAGCGUGGGUUUGUGUUAUUAAAAUAAAAAUGAAAAAUUGUGUUUUCCAUAUUUUGAUGAAACACCCC
This is a messenger RNA of Boleophthalmus pectinirostris (great blue-spotted mudskipper), 2785 nucleotides long. RefSeq names its product spindlin-1-like. NCBI's taxonomy places the organism in Eukaryota, Metazoa, Chordata, Actinopteri, Gobiiformes, Gobiidae. The record is from RefSeq and is a predicted model, not a curated record. The transcript is spliced from 5 exons. Gene Ontology annotation, biological process: gamete generation. Bases 405 to 1118 code for a protein of 237 amino acids.